Chelmon rostratus (copperband butterflyfish) is the source of this 1739-nucleotide messenger RNA. RefSeq names its product protein CEBPZOS-like. The transcript has 4 exons. The record is from RefSeq and is a predicted model, not a curated record. Bases 133 to 369 code for a protein of 78 amino acids. NCBI's taxonomy places the organism in Eukaryota, Metazoa, Chordata, Actinopteri, Chaetodontiformes, Chaetodontidae.
GCGGUUUGUUAGCUUUGGUCGUCCAGCACCUGCGGUCCAGCACAAGGACAGAGGGACUUUGGCGUCCUUUUAGCGACUCUUACUGUUUGAAUUUAGACUUAUUCAUCUGUUUUCCUCUACGCGGAUCUGCAGAUGCCUCCCAGACCUCUGGCCCAGAAACUCCUGAAGGGAGUGAUCGCUCUGGAGCUGCUGGGUGUCUUCGGGGCGUACGGUCUGUUUCACAAGAUGAACAACAGUCAAGAUUUCAGGGACACCAUGAACAGGAGGUUUCCAUCAGUGCUAGAAGUUUACUACCAGUCCAACGAGUGGGCGGGGGUCUACGGCAUCCGGGAGCGAGACCACGAAGCCUGGUCGGCCAAACAGGACUGAAGCUGCCGGUCGGUUAAAAAUCCACAUCAACAGACAGGCGGCAGCAGCUACUUCUUCUUCUUGUUCCUGAACGUCUUCCCUCCGGCCCUCGCUCGGCCGAACGGCUUCUUCUUGUUGAACAUCGUCUUCUUCUUGCGCAGCGUCUUGGCGUCACGUCCUCGGAUCCAGUCGUCGCGCUGAGCCUCCCACUUCAGCUGCUUCAGGCCUGCAGGGACACACAGAGCAGUGAUUCAAACGAUGAGGUCGGUGUUACUGGAUGUUUUUCUUAUUGUCAACAAAUCCCACAAAAAGACCAGGCUCUUAUUCUCAUAUUGUAGUCACUGGUUGUCAUGGUAAUAUUUUAAUCACAUCUCUGUUGGAGAGAUUUUGGGGAAACUACAACAAGAACAACGCAAGGAGCGAAGCCUCCAACAGAUUUCUAACAAACUAUCUCAAACAUUUUAAGUCUGACUGAAGGUAAAGCAAGGUGAAGCAAAGUUUAAGUUCACACUCAAGAGGUCAAAGCAAAUGUAAGAGCCAUAACUCUUUAAGUCCUGAUUCAGGAUUUAUAAGCUCUGUAUAAUAUUUAAUAAAUGGUUUGUAACACUACAAUGCAGAUGUAAGUAUUUGUUGUUUGUAUUUUAUAUUACUCCAGCUGUGUUUUACUAUAUAAAUGCAUUAAUGUGCUGCUUACAACUACAUUACAGUCUGUUACAAACCAUUUAUGAAAUGUUUAUAUGCUGCUAAAUCUGGGGACAAGUGUUGCUUAAUGAAUUAAUAGACAAAGAGCAAUUUUCAUACACUGUGAUGAUAAAGAGAGACUCCAGGGGGCGACUGUGUGUCUUAACUCAAAGUAUUUGAGAUGAUUUAUCUUUUAAAGGUCCAGUGGAGGAUUUAAGGGGGUCUAUUGACAGAAAUCUGGGAAUCUAAUAUCUCCUAAGUAUGUUUUCAUGUAUUUUAUGGUUUGUGGCUGCAGCGCUCUCACUAGCUGUUGUCUAAUCCGUCACUAAGGAAAGAUGGUAUCGUAUUCAGUUUGUUGCAAUCUGCAACCUCACCACUAGAUGUCACUAAAUCCGACACACUGGACCUUGAACUGCAGUUUUUUUUUCUAUUUAAGCUGUAUGAGACUUGUCCUUCAUGUUUCCCAAAUCUUUACAACAGAGCUGCAGAGUAAAACUGUUGUUGUGACCAAUAAUCACACAGAAAUAUGAGAAACGGCUCUAAUAAUAAUAAAUAAACCCAUAAAGACUUGAGGCUCUUCAGCUGAAGAAGUGGAGAUAAUCUAUAAAAAAGAGUCUGUUUGCAGCUGACUGUUGUUGAUUUUCUCUCUGUGGAGAAGUUAUUAAACCUGGCUGGUAUCCAGCAAACUGAAUAAAAAACCGUCCUGUUGA